CAGUAUUUUUCUGUCUCGGUCGAGGCUUGGUUGUGUUUCGCGUUUUUUGUGUUAUUUAUUAUUUUGUGAAUGCCGUGUUGUGUUUCAUUUAUUAUAUUAUAUAUGUAUUAACACCAUAAAUCAUGCCGGUGUUCCAUACUAAGAUAAUCGAGAGCAUUUUAGAGCCGGUGGCUCAACAGGUCUCUCGUCUGGUGAUACUCCAUGAAGAAGCAGAAGAUGGCAACGCCAUGCCGGACCUGGCUCGGCCGGUGCAGGCCGUGUCGCUGGCUGUUAAUAACUUAGUCAAGGUGGGCCAUGAAACGAUCGAAUCGUCUGAUGAUGCAGUGCUUCGGACCGACAUGCCGGGUGCCUUGCGGAGAGUGGAAGGAGCGGCCACACUAUUACAGCAGGCUUCAGAUAUGCUCAGGGUAGAUCCUUACUCUGGACCUGCUAGGAAAAAACUCAUCGAAGGUUCCCGCGGUAUCCUUCAAGGGACAUCGGGUUUACUUCUCUGUUUCGACGAAUCGGAAGUUAGGAAAAUUGUCAAGGAAUGCAAAAAGGUGCUAGAUUAUCUAGGAGUCGCCGAAGUGAUAGAUACAAUGGAAGACCUGGUCCAGUUUUUGAGAGAUAUAUCACCUGCUUUAUCGAAGGCUGCUAGAGAGGUCGCGUCCAGAGCGGCGGAACUAACGCACCCCCCGCACGCGGAAACUCUCACUCGUUGCUUGGAGAGCGUUAAGCGGCUCGCUCCCGUCCUCAUCUGCUCGAUGAAGAUAUACAUACAUAUACUAUCUGAGGGUGGUAAAGGCAUUGAAGACGCCGCUGAAAAUAGAAACUAUUUAGCACAGCGUAUGGCUGACGAGAUACACGAAAUUAUACGAGUUCUUCAGCUAACAUCGUACGUAGAGGACGGAGGCGAGAAAGACAAUAUCGCUGUGCUGAAAGCGCUGCAAAGCAUGAUCCACAACAAGUCCGGAGCGGCGCACGAGUUCCUCAACGACGGCGGCGCGCAGCGCAACGGCGCGGGCGAGCGCGCGCUGCGCGGCGUGCUCACGGCCGCGCAGCGCGCCGCCGAGCAUCUGGCGCCCGCGCAGGCCGAGCUGCUGCGCGCCACGGCGCGUUCCGGCGGUAUUAACGCGGACAUGUUGUGCGAUGAACGUCAGUACGGACACGGGAUGGAGGCGAAGGCUCAAAAUCUCGCUUCGGAACUGCGCAACCAAAUAAACGAAGUGGAGAAUAUCGUGAAUGAGGGCGUCCGAGCGGCGGAGAAGCAGGGCGGCAAGACUAUAGCGGCCAGGCUAGAGACGGCCCAUAAGUGGUUAUUGCACCCAGCCGCUGACCCGUCAACCAGGAUCGAAGGGCAGAAGGCUAUCAACAGCAUCGUCUCUCAGGGACAAAGAAUCGCGGACAACCUGCACGGCCGCGAGAAGGCGGAGGUGCUGCAGCUGUGCGCCGACGUGCAGCGCCUGGCCGAGGAGCUGGCCGACCUCAGCCAGCGCGGCCUGGGCGACACCGAGGAGGCCGCCGCCGUCACCAGGCAAUUGACGGAUAAACUCCACGCGCUGAAGCGCGGUAUGGAGCGAGCCGUCGUUAACCGAGUCGUUGAAGACUUCAUCGACGUUGCGGCUCCUUUGAGACACUUCACUGAUGCCGUUAACGCACCGGAAGGUACUCCCGGUCGUGAGCAAAACUUCCAGGAGAAGUCAGCAGCUUUAGCGGCCUUUAGUCAUAAAGCUGCCGCCGCCGCGAGUAUGGUCGCUGCCGGCGUGCGACACAAUAAGAAGCUGGCUGACCAGCUCAUACACAAUGCUCAGGAGGUAGAAAAAUUGUCACCGCAAUUGAUCUGCGCUGGGAAGAUUCGUCUCCACUAUCCCGAGAGCAAGGUUGCCGAGGAACAUUUCAACAACCUUCGUGACCAGUACUCGGACGCGGUGCUUCGCUGCAGAGACCUGUGCGACCAGGCCGUGGAUCCACUGGACUUCGUACGGACCGCUGGUGAACUGAUGCAGAAGCACACGUAUCUCUGUGAAGACGCUAUCAGGAACAAUGACUCUCAGAAGAUGGUCGACAAUACCUCUGCCAUUGCUAGGCUGGCCAACCGCGUGCUGCUGGUGGGCGGCGCCGAGCGCGACAACACGGACGACGGCGAGUUCGCGGCCGCGCUGGCCGCCGCGCAGGCGCGUCUGCAGGCCGCCAUCCCGCCCGCCGUGCGCGCCGCCAAGCGCGUGGCGCUCGCCGACCCCGCCGCGCCGCCCGCCUGGCGCCACGCCAACGCAGAGAUCAUCGCGGGCGCCCGCGGCGUGGAGGAGGCGCUGUCGCGCAGCGGGGCGCCGGCGCCGCCCGCGCCGCCCGAGGCGCCGGGCGCGCGGGCGGCGCUGCGUGCGUCGGGCGCCGCGCCCCCGCGCCCCCCGCCGCCCGCGGCCGGCGCGCCGCCCCGCCCGCCGCCGCCCGACACCGACGACGAGGGCGAGGACAUCUUCCGCCGCCAGCCGCACCCCAGCCAGCCCAUCCUGGUGGCGGCGCACAACCUGCACAAGGCGGUGCGCGAGUGGUCGUCGAAGGACAACGAGAUCAUCGCGGCCGCCAAGCGCAUGGCCAUCCUCAUGGCGCGCCUCUCCGACCUCGUGCGCUCCGACUCCAAGGGCAGUAAACGUGAGCUGAUAGCAACAGCCAAGGCGAUCGCUGAAGCGUCGGAGGAAGUGACGCGUCUCGCCAAGAAGCUGGCUCUCGAGUGCACGGACAAGAGGAUUCGUACCAAUUUGCUGCAAGUAUGCGAAAGAAUCCCUACAAUUGGCACGCAGCUCAAGAUAUUGUCUACCGUCAAAGCGACCAUGCUAGGAGCUCAGGGUAGCGAAGAAGAUCAGGAAGCAACGGAAAUGUUGGUCGGCAACGCGCAAAACUUGAUGCAAAGUGUAAAAGAAACAGUGAAAGCGGCUGAAGGAGCCUCGAUCAAGAUUCGCACGGAGCAAGGCGCGUACCGCCUGCGCUGGGUGCGGCGCUCGCCCUGGUACCAGAUAUAGGCACGCUUACCCCGCAUACACACUGAAUUACUAAACAUACCAACAAGAAACGACAAUAGUACAAUUAUAAAUGAAAUUUUAUCAUACAUUUCUAAUAUCUAUAACACAAUAUGGCCGCUAGUGUCAAUUCCAAAGUUUGACGUUUACAACUGUCACCGAAUUUGUCGAAGAUGAUCAAACUCGGUUACUCUUAGAACAGUUUCAAUAAGAAAUAAGACCGUACCUUCUCCAAGUGACAAAAUCUGUGCUCUCUCGGCACAAAUAAAAGCCAAAAAAAAAGUAUUUUAAAAACAUUAAAAAUUAAUGACUCAUCAAGGUGACAUGAAAUUUUUAAGCGCCAUAAACGUUUCAUUCGAAAGUAAAAAACGUUAUAGAUAAACUAUAUACUUGUCGUAAUCUAUUAAUGUACUCUUUUACAGCAAUAUAAUUUUAUAUAAGCAAUAUAGUAUGGUAGCUAUAACAACACAUGUAUGGCAUUAACGUUCUUGCGAAUGUGUAGGACAGUCUUUAUGUUCCAUUUUUACAUCAAAGUAUAUUUUAUUCAAGGAGGUCCUUACACAUUUGACGUAAAGUUACCUUUGAAAUGUAUUUACCGAAAAACCCCCAAGAAACUCGAUAGUUACUAUUAUAAUAUAAAAAUUACACCUAAAAGGCUACACGGCAUAAAAAUUUGAUAUGUAGGCCUAAAUAUUUUGAAUGGGUUUGCAUGACAUAAGAUGUUAUUGGAUGAUGUAAAUUUUACAUGGACAAUAAAAUGGCAACACAACGGUUAAUGAGAAAUCCUAAAACUUAAAAUUCAAUGCCGCAUCUAGCACGGGUUAUGAUUCUCGCUUUGUACAUUCUUGUCGUGAGCUGAUGGGUAUUCUGUCGCCUACCUUAUCUAUAUUCGUUUUUAGACUAUCCACAAUUCCUUAUACACAUAUGUGUGACUUGUGUGCUCACUUAUACUGUUAUAAAUUUUGUGAGAUUAAAGUUUCUUUGAUCAAUCAAUAUUAUCCGUUUGUUUUGUAUAUCAAUAAUUAUUCUUUUUUUAUAUAUAUAAUUUCUUGUAUUGAUGUUCAUUGAAUCAUGAUUCAUAUUCAAAAGGUCAAGUUAUCAAUACACAAAGUUCUACCAUCGAGGAUAUUGCCCGAAGUGAGUUGAUAAAAGCGAGGUUUAAAGGCCGGCAACGCACCUGUAACCCCCCUGGUGUUGCAGAUGUCCAUGGGCGGUGGUAAUCACUUUCCAUCAGGUGAUCCUCAUGCUCGUUUGCCGCCUAUAUCAUAA
Vanessa atalanta (red admiral) is the source of this 4262-nucleotide messenger RNA. It is a transcript of the gene Vinc, whose product is annotated as vinculin. The coding region runs from base 123 to 2996 and encodes 957 amino acids. Lineage: Eukaryota; Metazoa; Arthropoda; Insecta; Lepidoptera; Nymphalidae. The transcript has 25 exons. Gene Ontology annotation, molecular function: actin filament binding. Gene Ontology annotation, biological process: cell adhesion. The record is from RefSeq and is a predicted model, not a curated record.